This is a messenger RNA of Phytophthora nicotianae INRA-310, 404 nucleotides long. RefSeq lists its product as hypothetical. Bases 1 to 144 code for a protein of 47 amino acids. The transcript has 2 exons. The record is from RefSeq and is a predicted model, not a curated record. Lineage: Eukaryota; Oomycota; Peronosporomycetes; Peronosporales; Peronosporaceae.
AUGGAAGCGUACCUGGAGGAAGACUGUACACUGACGCUAUCGCAGCUGGUCUUUAGCGUGUUCAAGUCGAAGGUGAAUACGUAUCUAUCGGACAACCGUCAGCGCAUGUUCAACCAAGGCAUUUUUCUCACCAUGACUGAGUGAGGCAAGAAUGGCGUUGCUGGAGGACGCCGAAUAUGCGUCGAUCGGCUGCAUGCACCGUCAUCUCGUUGUUUCAAUGGCGCUGCACUGUCAACGUGCUGUGGCGGAUGCACUGAAGAUGGAGGACAUGCAGUAUGGGACAUAGGCUCUGGUUCGAAGCUCAUUGAGCAUGCGCAAGUAGCAUUUGCUUCGUAGGUAAUCCCACUUGUUGUGGAACAGCCCAAACUACCAUAAUAAAAUCUAGCCCAAAAUAAUGUUUGCGG